Molecule: messenger RNA, 1086 nt
Organism: Camellia sinensis
Lineage: Eukaryota; Viridiplantae; Streptophyta; Magnoliopsida; Ericales; Theaceae
Source: RefSeq, a predicted model, not a curated record
UUGGGAGAAGAAAAUCAAGCUUUGAUGUGAAGGAGAACAAGAUUCGAGAGCUUGAGGCAUCUCUCAAGUCAUCAUUGGAGAAAUGUAACGCUGAGAGGCAGGGUCGAAUUAGGGCUCAGCAGGAAUGGGACACCUAGGCAACCUUUACUUGUACCUCUUGCUCGGGCACGCUUGCUAUUUGAUCCAGUUCGGGUUCCUCCAGCAUCUCUUGAGGGUCUUGAAGAAUAUUCUCAUUGUUGGAUUAUAUAUGUGUUUCAUUUGAACACAAAUCUUGAAAAACUGUGGAAGCAUCCAGCAAAAUCAAAGUUUAAGGCGAAGGUGAGAGUACCUAGAUUGGAAGGAGGAAAGAUGGGAUUAUUUGCUACAAGAUCUCCACAUCGGCCAUGUCCCAUUGGGCUUACAGUGGCAAAGGUGGAGGCUGUUCAUGAACAUAUGGUUCUACUUUCUGGUGUGGAUCUAGUUGAUGGAACACCUGUCUUGGAUAUCAAACCUUAUCUUCCAUACUGUGACGGCAUCCAAGGUGCAACAGUGCCCACGUGGGUAAAGGCGGACAAUGUAUUAGCUGUAGCUUCUGUGAGCUUCUCCGACAGCUUCAACGCCACUCUAGCUGAUUGUUGGACAAAACUGGAAAAGAAGUCAAUCUAUGCAUCCCCUGAUGAAUUUCAAAGCUUGAUCAAGCAGGUGCUUUCCUGGGAUAUACGAUCAUUAUCGCAACGGAGUCGACCUCAUAAUUCCAUAGUAAACACAGAAAACGACAUAAGAGGUAACAGUAAUACUGUGGAUCUUGACGAUGACCAAGAUGAUGCAGCUACCAAUACUGGAGGUGAGGGGGUUUCUCUUCUUUCCAGUGACAUUAUUUAUCAUCUGACUUUGGAAGGCUUAGAUGUGUCAUACAGAAUGGUUUCUGAUGGCAAUGUUAUUGUUGAGAAAGUCACACUUCCAUCUCGUAUCACAAAACAGUUAUAAACAGACUACAAGUUCAUGACAGGAGAGCUAAACGUGUAUAUUACUUUGUUUAAUGCACUCAUCUUCUUGCUGUAAUGCUUGGAACCCUUUACAUUUGGCAUAAGGUUGUUUUCAGAUUAA